Molecule: messenger RNA, 4230 nt
Organism: Lycium barbarum (goji berry)
Lineage: Eukaryota; Viridiplantae; Streptophyta; Magnoliopsida; Solanales; Solanaceae
Exons: 7
Coding region: 681-4091 (1136 amino acids)
Source: RefSeq, a predicted model, not a curated record
GGCUAAUUUUUCGUGGGCAAAAUGGGGCGGGUAAAAAAUUCACUCCCUCCCUUUUCUUUUUCAUUUCCCACCAUUUAUUUACUUUUUUGGUUUUUAUGUUUUCUCUUUUAACAAACCCAAAUUAACCCAACAGCCAAACUUCACCAAAAUUAACGAUACCCAGCUCCAAAAUUCACCGUUCCCAAAUCGAUUGCUCCCAAUAUUCGGCCAUCGAUUCGUACUCGAAAUUUCGUUGAUUAACUCAUCAUUAUUUUUGUGGGAUUUAGAGUUUUGAGAAGACAUUUGAGUUUGGGUGAUUUAAUUUCUCUGUAAUGGCUGCAAGAAUCGUUCUUCAACAGCAAAACAAAGGCUGAAGGAUCUCCAUCAGAGGUGUACAAAAGUGAUGGAUGCGUAUGCUGGAUGCAUGUACUACAAUACAAAUGAAUUUGAAAUGUGUAGAAAAGAAUAAAAGUAAUUCGAGGAGGCAUGUCCUUAUUGACUGUCAGUACCAGUGGACUGUGAAGUUUCCUGAGUUAGAUCGACAACUACUAUUGAGCACUUGACGGGAGAAGUCAAACCUUUAGAUAAGAAAGAAGGGGACAGUAUUCCUGGAGGUGCACGAAACCUGGACGGUAUGCCCUUCAAUUUUCCAUAUUCGGAUUGCAUUCAAUUGAUUUAAAUUGAAACAGCUUCAUUCCAAAAUGAUUGAAAAGAGUUGGAUUAAGAAGCCAAUUAGAUCAAAUGAAUUCUCAGAUGGUGUAGUCCAAUUUUUGAACUUUGCCUUUUCGAAUGCAUCUGUAGAUGGAAAAAUUGUAUGUCCUUGCAUUACAUGUGGAUUUAAAGUUAUGUGCAAUAGAGCUGAUGUGUUUGGUCAUCUCCUUCAAAAGGGGUUUCCAGAAAAGUACACAUGUUGGUAUAUGCAUGGGGAAAAGCAUGUUCAAUCUAUCGUAGAAUCAAUAUCCCCGGUACAAGAUGAGCCGGUUAGACAAUAUCCGAUGCAUGAUAUGUUGAAUGAUGCUUUUGGUGUCUUUGAUAAUGACUUUCAAGAUUCUGGUCCAUCAAAUCUACCAAAUAAUGACCAUCCUGGGGGUGCUGAAGAUAAUGGUCAAGAAGAGAGGGACAAAAUUAAGGAGUUGUUAGAGGAUGGGAAUCAAGAACUUUAUGAUGGUUGUGCAAAAUAUAGUAAAUUGUCAUUCAUGGUUCAUUUUUAUCAUAUUAAGGUCUUAUGUAGUGCAACUGAUAAAACAUUUUCAAUGAUUCUUGACCUUUUAAAGGAUGCUUUUCCCCAUGCGAAACUACCAUCAUCAUUUUAUGAGUCAAAAAAGAUGAUUAAGAGGUUAGGUUUGGGCUAUGAUAAGAUUGAUGCAUGUCCGAACCAUUGCAUGUUAUAUUGGGGAUCAUCCGAGGAUAAGAAGAGAAAUAAAUGCAAGAAGUGCAAUACAUCCAGAUAUAAUUCAAAUGAAAAUGAUGUUGGUGCAAAUAUUGUGAUUGAUGACCAACAGAAAAAGAAACCAAAGCCAGUGAAAGUAUUGCGGUACUUUCCACUUAUACCUAGGCUGAGAAGGUUAUACAUGUGCUCAAAAACUGCAGAACUCUUGAAGUGGCAUGCUACAAAGGCUAACCCAGAUGAGUUAUUACGACAUCCUAGAGAUGGCAAAGCGUGGAAACAUUUUGAUUCAUUCUAUCCAGAUUUUACUUCAGAGACCCGUAAUGUGCGACUUGCUUUAGCUACAGACGGUUUCAAUCCUUUUGGAAAUCUAAGUUCCAAUGUUAGCAUUUGGCUUGUGAUGUUGUAUAUUUAUAACUAUCCUCCAUGGUGUUUUAUGAAGCAAACUUCUCUUGUCAUGUCUAUGAUAAUUCCUGGUCCUAAAAUGCCUGGAAAUAGCAUUGAUGUUUACUUGCAACCUCUAGUCGCUGAGUUAAAACAGUUGUGGAGCGAUGUACCUGCUUAUGAUUCCUCAACUAAAGAAAUGUUUCAAUUGCGUGCUGCAUUGAUGUGGACCAUAAGUGAUUUUCCAGGUCUUGACAACUUGUCUGGGUGGAAUACACAUACAUCGCUUACUUGUCCAUCAUGUAAUUUUAACACGGAAUCUCUAAGGCUAAAGUUUGGUAGGAAAAAUUGCUUUAUGGGACAUCGUCGUUAUUUGCCACAUGAUCACAAGUAUAGGUACAAUAAGCAGUCCUUUAAUGGUUUUGAAGAGCAUAGACCUGCCCCUAUCCCACCCUCAGGUUCAACCAUGUUAAGGCAAAUUGAGGAGAGUCGGAAGAGACCGCGUGAUUGUUCUACAAGUGAGGUUGGCCCGGAUCAAUGGAAGAAAAAGAGUAUUUUUUGGGAUUUACCUUAUUGGAAGAACAAUCUUAUUCGUCAUUGCCUUGACAUGAUGCACGUAGAGAAGAAUGUUUGUGACAAUAUAUUGUUCACCGUACUUGGUGACAAAAAAAGAUCAAAAGACAAUUUGCAAGCUCGUAAGGACUUGCAAGCGAUGGGAAUUAAAGAAAAGCUUCAUCCAUAUCCUAAUUCUUCCAAGUUUCCUCCAUCAUGCUUUAUCAUGAAGAAAGAGCAGAAAGAUAUCUUCCUAAAAGUUUUAAAAAAUGUGGUUUUUCCAGAUAACUACGCAUCAAACAUUUCUAGAUGUGUUGAUCUUAAGAAACGCAAGAUCUCUAAUUUAAAGAGCCAUGAUUCCCACAUUCUGAUGGAGCAUCUUUUGCCAAUUGCUUUUAAAAGAUCUCUUCCUAAAGAAGUUACUUCAGUGUUGAUUGAGUUAUGUAACUACUUUAGAGAAGUAUCAAGAAAGGUUCUAGAUGUAAAGUAUAUCGAGAAGCUCCAACAAAGAAUUUGGUUGACUCAUUCUAAUCUGGAAGUCAUAUUCCCUCCAUCAUUUUUCACUAUUAUGGUUCAUUUGGUCAUUCAUCUUGGAGAGGAAGCAAUUCUUGCUGGUCCUGUACAAGGUCAUUAUAUGUAUCCUGUUGAAAGGGAACUCGGCCAUUUGAAGUCUUAUGUUCGUAACAAUUCCGCAGCAGAAGGCUGUAUAGCUGAAGGGUAUAUUUUGGAGGAAUGUCUCACUUUUUGUUCAAGAUAUUUGGAGGAUGGUGACAUAGAGACAAGGUUUAAUCGACCAAGGCGUAAUGAUGAUGAAAAUGAGAUCCGUGCUAGUAGUGAAUCUACUAUCUUGUCAAACUUGUUUCCUGCAUCAGGCAAGCCUGUUGGGGCUAUUAAGACUCUACCGAUACCUCCCUUGGAAAUCAUACAAGCUCACCGAUAUGUUUUAACCAAUUGUGAAAUAGUUGAUGCAUUUCGAGAGAAGUUUAGGACUGAGGUCGCUAGGAUGCUUCGUGGCAGAAGAAACCAAUCAAAAACUGUGGAAGAACAUGUGCACAAACAUUUUCACGAGUGGUUUAAGGAAUAUGUUGCAAGAAAUGAUGGUGCGGAUAUUACACCCGAAAUUGAAUGGCUUGCAAAUGGACCAAAUAAUGUUGUGAGGAGAUUCAAGGAGUAUAACGUUCAUGGAUUUAAGUUUCGUACUAUGAGGAAGGAGCAGGGAUUGACAACACAAAAUAGUGGCAUUGUUAUGUCUGCUGUUACCAAGAGAUUUUCAAGUGGUAGAGAAUCUAUUGAACAGUCAAGUGAUGAUAUGUACUAUGGCAAAUUGGUUGACAUCAUAGAGUUAAAUUAUUACGGUAAGUUAAAGGUUGUGUUAUUCAAAUGUAUUUGGGUAGACACUACACUUAACAAGGGAAUUAAGAUAGAUCAAUUUGGGAUAACAAGUGUAAACUUUUCACGUUUGAUACACACUGGUGCAAAAGAAACAGAUGAACCUUUUAUACUUGCAACUGAUGCUAGAAUGGUGUACUAUAUUGAUGAUCCAGUUGAUGAAGAUUGGUGUUUUGUUUGUCAUAUGAAGCCUAGAGACGUAUAUGAUAUGAGAGAUGUGAAUUAUGUGGAUUUAGAGGAGCCAUCAAUGGAGGACAUACCUUUUCGUGAGCAACAUUUGGAGAAUAUCGAAGACCUACAAUUAGUGCGGGAUGAUCGCUCUGAACAAGAACAAGAUGAACCAACUCAUGAUGAUUAUGAAAGUGGCGGUGAUGGAGAUGGUGAAGGAAUUUUGGACUAAUUUUACUGCAGAGGCAGCAACAGCAGCAGCAACAUCAACUGGCGCAGCAGCAACAGCAGCAGGCGCAACAACAACAGCAGCAGGCACAGCAGCAACAACAGCAGGCACAACAGCAACAGCAGCGCAGAGAUGGUGCAGC